Messenger RNA from Nothoprocta perdicaria, 481 nucleotides. RefSeq names its product ETHE1, persulfide dioxygenase (gene ETHE1). The annotation marks the transcript as partial. The record is from RefSeq and is a predicted model, not a curated record. Gene Ontology annotation, molecular function: sulfur dioxygenase activity. Lineage: Eukaryota; Metazoa; Chordata; Aves; Tinamiformes; Tinamidae. The transcript has 3 exons. Gene Ontology annotation, biological process: glutathione metabolic process; hydrogen sulfide metabolic process.
CCCCUUUCCCGGACGCCGGGGCCCUCCCGGACGCCGGGGCCCCCCGUGCGGCAGCUCUUCGAGGGCCGCUCCUGCACCUUCACGUACAUCGUGGCGGACGCGGCCACCGGCGACGCCGUCGUCAUCGACCCCGUGCUGGAGACGGCGCCGCGGGACGAGCGGCUCCUGCGGGAGCUGCGGCUGCGGCCCCGCUACCUGGUGAACACCCACGUGCACGCGGACCACGUGACGGGCACAGGCGCCCUGCGCGCCGCCCUGCCCGGCAGCGUCACCGCCAUCGCCGCCGCCAGCGGCGCCCGCGCCGACCGCCUGUUGCGCGACGGCGACCGCCUGCGCUUCGGCGCCUUCGAGCUGGAGGUGCGCGCCAGCCCCGGGCACACGCCCGGCUGCGUCACCCUCGUGCUGGACGACGCCUCCAUGGCCUUCACGGGCGACGCGCUGCUCGUGCGCGGCUGCGGCCGCACCGACUUCCAGCAGGGCA